CUACAGCAACAUUGCACAGUUGUUGCAAAUGCACAACAACAAUGAAAUGCAUGUUCAAUGCAGGAGCAAACGACAACAACUACAACAUCAACAACAACAACAAGCUGUGCAGGCCUGCCUGUCAGCUGCAGAAGGGGCAGGAGCAUCGGCAACAAGUGGACCGCAGUCAUGUAACUGGCACCGUAGGACGAUUGCAUUUGGCAUGGCUGCUUCUACUGUUGUUGCUGCUAUUGCUGACGCCAGUUGAACAUGCAAAUGCGACAACAGCAACAGCAUCGGCCACAACAACAGCAACAGCAACACUCGCAACAGCAGCAGCAGCAGCAACAACAAGUCUAACAGCAACAUUGAAUACUUCAACAGCAGCCUCAUCGUCAAUUGCUCCCGCCCAUGCGCCCAGUAAUGGAUCUGGAGGUGGGACUGGGACUGGGACUGGCACUGGCCAGGCAGCCAUUACAUUCGGCAUUCCAUUUAAAAACAUUGUGCGCAUCGGUGAUGGCAACAUAGUCACUAGGUCCGCCAUCGAACAAUCGCUGGUCACGAUACACGACAUUGCCACAGAAAAUUUGGGCACGCUGUGCAUAUCGACGCUAUAUCGGCCGCUUCAAGUGCCCAUUAACUCGGAACGCUAUGAGAGUUCCAGACAAAAGGCUGAUUUGGCAGCAUCGAUACUGCAAGAAGUUGGCAUAAUACGGCAUGGCGGACUGUCGGAUGCUUUGGCCAAGGGCUUGCUCACGGAUGAAUACAUAACGGGUGCACGCAUUUUGGCUUUGAACCUCACAAAUGGGGCUGUGCAGUCGUAUGUUUGGUGGGUGAAAAGCAACCAUGAAAAGAUUGGCGAAACGCAGCGCUACGAGGAGGAGGGACUGCAAAUUGGAAAGAAGCCGGCGCACAGCUAUCCGUGGUUCGACGAUGAAACCAGCACCCCAACACUACGUUCACCGAAAUUCGCGCCGAGCCCACCGAACAAUUACUAUAAAGGCUGGUGGACCUAUCCCUAUUUCUCCUGCUCCCUGAGCAGCUGGCUGGUCUCGUACAGCAUCGCCAUACCGCCGACUGGACGCCACGGACUGCGGGGCUUCAUUAGCAUUGACAUUGAUGUAACGUCCCUGCGUGUGAAUCAAUGCGAGGCGGCGCCCUAUCGCUUCGGCAGCCCACAGCAGAAGCACAAACAGCAGACAGCGGCUCGACGGCUAUAUGUGGGCGCCAGUAUCGGAAGCAGUGCGGCCCUUAUUAUCGGGAAUGAUGUGGAGACCAUCAACGACUUGCAGGCCUUCCACAGCUCACACAAAUGCCAUCGCAACUCCAUGGUGUGCGAUUACCGUCAACCCAGCAGCGAGUCUCCCACCAUAACGGGCAGCAAAAUACUGGCUGCCACACCCAAUACCUGGUCACGGGGCGCCUAUCAGUGCCUGUGCAAGCGUGGCUUCUACUCGCUGCGGCAUCCGGACGGCUUCAAUGGCACCAUCAUGGAGAUUGCCUGGCAAGAGCAUCAGGACAAUAUAAGCAAUUACUAUACAGAUGUAUUCAAGUGCUUGCAAUGUGCGCCCGGCUGUGACUAUUGCACGGGUCCAGAGCCCUGUCUGGCCGAGUACCAUUGGCCAUUUAGGAUAUCCCUAUUGACAAUAUCAAUUGGCUGUGCCUGUGGCACCUUUCUGAUGGCCGGCUAUCUAUUUCGUCAUCGUCGUGUGAAGGUCUUCAAGGUGGCCAGUCCAAUAUUUUUGUUGAUCACGUUGAUUGGUUGUGCCAUUAUGUAUCUGGAGAUGGUCGCCAUAUUUCCCUACUUGGACACCACCUGGUGCAUUGCAACCAAAUGGACGCGUCACAUGGGCUUCUGCAUCACCUACACAUCGUUGCUGAUGAAAACAUGGCGCGUUUCCUUGACGUAUCGCGUCAAGUCCGCACAUAAAGUCAAAUUAACCGAUCAGCAGCUGCUCCAAUGGAUGGUGCCGAUUCUAUUGGUAAUGCUCAUCUAUUUGGGCACCUGGACCAUUUCGGCCACACCCUUUGCACAGGUGAUCUAUGAUCAGAAUGGCUUAAAGUUUAAGCAGUGCUCCUAUAAUUGGUGGGAUCACAGCCUGGCCAUUGGAGAGGUCCUGUUCUUGGCCUGGGGUAUACGCGUCUGCUACAAUGUGCGCAAUGCGGAGAGUUUGUACAAUGAGGCGCGCCUGAUUUCGUAUGCCAUCUACAAUAUUGCCAUUGUAAACAUUGCCAUGGUGGCGUUCCACGUCAUGCUCUUUCCGAACGCCGGACCCGAUUAUAAAUACAUGUUGGGUUUCGUGCGCACCCAACUCUCGACGACCACAACCAUUGCGUUGGUCUUUGGUCCGAAAAUUGCUCGCGUUUUUAAGGGUCAGGGGGACAAAUGGGAUCAGAAGGCCAAAGUGCGCAGCAUAACCGCCUCCUUUUCGCUAAAUGGUGUGGGCCUGGUGCCCGAGGAGUCGCCGGACUUGUAUCAGGAGAAUGAGGAGCUGAAGGAACAAAUCCAAAAGCUGGCGCAUCAAAUUGAAUUUAUGAAGACUGUGCACAUGCAGAUGAAUAAUCGUCAUUUGAAACCGAAGCCGGGCGGCUAUUUCACCAUAACGUCGACCUCAUUUCAAGCGCCCUACAGCAAGAAUCAAGUUUCCACGGCGCAAACGCAAACGGGCAAAGAGGAGGCGGGCGGCUUGACCGGCAACGCGACGCCCUCGAAAUGCAAGUCGCCGAAGGGUAAGGUCUGACGCGGUCAACGAAGUGUUAAAGAUUGCUCAAUAGAAGUUGUUGAUGUGAACGAAGACGCAGUUGUGGACGAGGAGGUGGAUUUUUAUUUAAGACAAGCACAGCAGGAGCCGCAGGAUCAAACAGAGAACUACGACGAGGCGGCCCUAUUGCGUCAAUUCCGACGCUUUUUUGCGCCCAUUCUCAACGAUAGUCUAGAGCUGUAUUAUGCGCUGAAUGAUCAGCAGGAGGAGGACGUGGAACACAUACGCAUUCACCAAACGGUCGCUGAACUGCACGAACUAACCAGCUCGGAGGAGGACACCGUUGUGACCAUAGUCGGCACAAUAUCGCCGCCAACACCACCGAUCGCUACCACCAUCACCAUCACCACCACCACCACCAGCGAUGUGCCACCCUCCACGCCCAGCUCGGCGACAUCGAGCAGCUCGCUCUAUGCCAUAUUCACGCCCUCCCCCCAGCCGGCCCACGACCAUGGUGGACUCCUGUUGCUGCCGCAGCGACUGGAGUCCCCGCUGAGUGACAGCGAGCCGAGAACUUUGACGGAAUAUGUGCAAUGCCACGGCAUCCCGGGCAACAACAAUGGCGAGGAUGUGGACGAGCCGAUCAGCGGCAAUAACAACAACACCUCCUGCUCGCUGUCCUCCACACUCACGGACAGCAAAACCUUGGAUGCUCGCACUCCAAUCGUCGUCUGA
Molecule: messenger RNA, 3416 nt
Organism: Scaptodrosophila lebanonensis
Lineage: Eukaryota; Metazoa; Arthropoda; Insecta; Diptera; Drosophilidae
Product: probable G-protein coupled receptor CG31760
Exons: 13
Biological process (GO): G protein-coupled receptor signaling pathway
Cellular component (GO): membrane
Molecular function (GO): G protein-coupled receptor activity
Source: RefSeq, a predicted model, not a curated record